Molecule: messenger RNA, 745 nt
Organism: Coregonus sp. 'balchen'
Lineage: Eukaryota; Metazoa; Chordata; Actinopteri; Salmoniformes; Salmonidae
Source: the annotation of a GenBank genome assembly
AUGGGACAACAGGUAGGCCGCGUCGGUGAGGGGGCUUCGACAGGGCUCCAACCGCCAUCGCCACAACAACAGCAGCAACACCCGGGGAAGGGGAACAGGGGAAGCGCCGGGAGGAGACCACGGGAAGUCAGUAACGUUAGCACUGGAACGCCGCCAGGCAGGGUUGCUGCGGUUAACGUGCCGGACCCAGCAAUUAAUAUAUUCACCCAGCAUUCAGGUAGGAAUAGGCACAUGGUAUUAUAAAAUAGUUUAUUUUAUCAACUGAUUUGUCAAAUAGUAGUCAAACUGUGAUUUUUAAUUGGCUAGCUAACCAGCCAAUUUACUUCUAGUCAACUCUGUGCUCGUCAACGACGCGUUAGCAGAAAUAAAACAAAUUGCCAUCAGUGCCAGCUCCAGUUGUACGGUUAGCCAGCAUAUGUUUGCUAGUUUUCUUGGUUUCUAAUGUGUUCUCGUACAUUAUCAGACAAUGAACUUGAAGAGCACAACUGUGAGGUGACAAUGACAGCUUGAAAUGUCCCACAAGUAGCCUAAUGUUAACGGUUGUGUGUGUGUGUGUGUGUGUGUGUGUGUGUGUGUGUGUGUUUUUCAUGCAGCUGUCUGGCAUGGGCAGGUAACAGUGCAGUCAGUGCUACUAACGAGGAUUGGGGUUGUUAUUCUGAUCCCAAACAGAGUGAUGAAGAAAGAGCCGUUUCAGGACUACACAGCUGCAAGCAGCAAAGGGACUGUUCACUUCUCCGGCCACUGA